CAUAUCCCACACAAAUCAAGAUUCCGCAUACACUAUACACAAUACUCAAUUUAAUCAUUUCAUUUUAUUAAUUGUCACAUACCCCAUUUCAUUUCAUACAAUAUAAUUUAAUCUAAUCUACCUUUUUAAAUCCCUCCCUCUCUCUCCUUCUCCUCUAUAUAUUCCCCAACUUCAACCUUCAUUUUAUCAACUUGAGAGACCAAAAAUAUAUAUAUUUAUGGAGAUGAAUGAACAGUAUUUGUUAUUAGAAGAAGUUUUGGGUUUGAGAAGAGAAAUGAAUUGGGAAUUAGCAAUGUCUACAGAAAUGAAUGAGCUAAUUUCCAAUAAUGCAAAUGGGUGGAAUUUUGAUUGCUCUGAUUCUUUGCCAAUGGAUCAGCACAAUCUUAAUUAUCUUCUCAAUGGGCAAGAUCACUACUGUUUGCCCACGGCGGCGGGGAGUUCCGGCGAUUCAAUGUCGUAUAGUACGUUGGAGACUCCGCCGAGUAGUUUUGAGGUUUAUAAUGGGGAAUAUCCGAUUACGAGUAUGGAAGAGGAGGAACUUGGGAUUUUGGAGGAUGAGAUUCAUAAUCUUGAAGUUCAGGCUAAUAGUUUUUGUAAAGCUGAGUCUAUCGUUGAAUCUCCUGAAAAAAUACUCCCCAUUUUCAACACACUGCCCACGUGCGACGAUUUUCCCCAACAAAAAAUCGUCAAUUACUCGUGUACUAAGAAACUUCAGGGCCAGCCCUCCAAGAAUCUCAUGGCGGAGAGACGACGGAGGAAACGUCUCAACGAUCGCCUCUCCAUGCUCAGAUCCAUCGUUCCCAAAAUCAGCAAGAUGGACCGAACUGCGAUUCUUGCGGAUGCAAUUGAGUACGUGAAGGAACUGAUGGAGAAAAUCAAGAAUUUGGAAAGGGAAAUUGGAGUUGGGAAUAAUAAUAAUAAUAAUAAUCCGAAUAAGUUGGGGAUUUUGAGAGAUGUGAAACCAAAUAAUGAAUAUCUGGUGAGAAAUUCGCCUAAGUUUAAUGUGGAGAGAAGAGAAGAUGACACAAGGAUUGAGAUUUGUUGUGCAGCAAAGCCAGGGUUAUUGUUGUCAACAGUCAACACUCUUGAAACAUUGGGCCUUGAUAUUCAACAAUGUGUUAUUAGCUGUUUCAAUGACUUUGCAAUUCAAGCUUCUUGUUCUGAGGGAACCGAGCACAGAACAAUGGUGAACACGGAAGAAGUAAAACAAGCAUUAUUUGAAAAUGCUGGAUAUGGAGGAAAAUGCCUGUAGGAAUUUUUUUUUUA
Molecule: messenger RNA, 1266 nt
Organism: Benincasa hispida (wax gourd)
Lineage: Eukaryota; Viridiplantae; Streptophyta; Magnoliopsida; Cucurbitales; Cucurbitaceae
Product: transcription factor bHLH93-like
Biological process (GO): regulation of DNA-templated transcription
Cellular component (GO): nucleus
Molecular function (GO): protein dimerization activity; sequence-specific DNA binding; DNA-binding transcription factor activity
Source: RefSeq, a predicted model, not a curated record